AAAUUGGUUUAAAAUUUUCUAGUAUGUCAUGAAGCUGCAUCACAUCCUAAUUCCGUAAUCAUGCACCCUUUUUAUUCGUGCAUAUGGACGGCAGCGAGGCAAAAAGUGACGUGUACCACGUGACAAGUCAGUUUAUUCUGCUGUUGCUUUAAGUAUAAUUAUUUAUUUUUGAAUAAGUAACCAUUACGUUUAAAAUGGCAUACUGGUUAUUUUUUAUUAUUCGGACAAAAAAAAUCAGACCCAUUUUGUCCGAGAAAGUGAAUCCACUACGUUAAGCCCCGCCUGAUGCUGUGACGUCGACGUGGCUCGCGGAACACUGGUCUCUGAAGAAGCUGUGUAUCUUAAUGGACCUUACGAUUACUUCUGAUAGCUCAAUGAUACAGUUGUUGCAUUAUCUAUGUUUUCGUCGGCACCGAUGAUUUCAAUCGUAAUCUUGCUCUUGGCUGUUUCGGCUGAAGCGGAUUUAUUUCAAUUCGAAAGCAUUUCAAAUGUUUCUACCUAUUAUUUCAAUUACAUCUAUUGCAAUAUAUGGGAAGGGGACUGUCAGCCAAACCAAGAUGAUGCGACCCAGCAAGUGCCUACAUGGGACAUUUGGUCAGGCUUUCCCCAGUAUUACACUGGUAUGCUGAUGGCUUGGUACUGCAGCCUGGGUCAGUGCUGUGAUACAGGAGACUGUAGGAUUACAAAUAAUAUCACAGGACUGGAAAGAGAUCUCCAGGUAAAGCUUCACGGUCAGCACCUGGCCCAGUCAGUGGUUCUGAAAGCAAUUCAAGGCUUCAUCAACAACCCAGAGUCCAAUAAGCCACUGACUCUCUCCUUUCACGGCUGGUCUGGGACAGGCAAGAACUUUGUGGCCCGGAUGGUGGCAGACAACCUGUACCGGGAUGGUAUAAAGAGUGAAUGUGUGCGUUUGUUCAUUGCACCGUUCCAUUUUCCUCACGUGAGACUAGUGGACGUGUACAAGGGCCAGCUGAGAGAAGCUAUUCGAGACAUGGUUUUGAGAUGUCCACAGACUCUUUUUAUCUUUGAUGAGGCAGAGAAGCUGCAUCCAGGUCUCAUUGAUGCUAUAAAGCCAUACAUGGACCACUAUGAUAAUGUGGAUGGGGUCAGCUAUAGGAGAACCAUAUUUCUGUUCCUAAGCAAUAUCGGUGGUGGUGCCAUCAAUGAGGUGGCAUUAGAUUUCUGGCAUUCAGGACAAAACCGGGAAGACAUCGGCAUGGAGGACUUGGAACACCUUUUGAGAGCAGAAGCUAUGGAGGCAGAAGGAGGUUUUGCCCAAAGUGAGCUGAUGUCAGGCCAUCUGAUUGACUUCUUUGUACCAUUUCUACCACUGGAGUAUCGGCAUGUGAAAUUGUGUGCCCAUGAUGCAUAUGCAGCUCGUGGCCUCCAACCGGAUGAGAGAACGCUGGAUGAAGUGGCCAAAGCCAUGAUGUAUGUUCCUAAGGAGGAGAAACUUUUCUCAGCACAGGGGUGCAAAUCAAUUCCUCAAAGGAUCAAUUUCUUUUUACCAUAACGGAGCGUAACAUCAGUAAAGAUCAAGAAUCACAGUGUGUGUGAAGGUGAAA
Misgurnus anguillicaudatus (oriental weatherfish) is the source of this 1565-nucleotide messenger RNA. It is a transcript of the gene tor3a, whose product is annotated as torsin family 3, member A. The record is from RefSeq and is a predicted model, not a curated record. Lineage: Eukaryota; Metazoa; Chordata; Actinopteri; Cypriniformes; Cobitidae. Gene Ontology annotation, cellular component: nuclear envelope; endoplasmic reticulum lumen. Gene Ontology annotation, molecular function: ATP binding; ATP hydrolysis activity.